CCCACCCAAACCAUUCCAGGAAUUCUCUGGUUAACUCAGCACAAACACUUGCCUUUUAAAAUUCAUGUUGUGACCGAAGCAGACUUUUCUCACCCUUGCAAUGUCUCAUUUUAGGAUGUUCUGGACAAGGAGAAGCGGGACAUGGCCGAGAGCGCCCAGAGGGAGCGAAGCACCAGCUUCGACUUCAGCUCCUACCACACCCUGGAUGAUAUUUAUGCGGAGCUGGACCACCUUGCAUCCGAGCACAGCUUCGUGGAGAAGAUCCAGAUCGGGGAAUCCUACGAGAAGCGCCCUCUGUACGCCCUCAAGUUCAGCACCGGCGGAUCCGACCGCCCGGCCAUCUGGCUCGACGCCGGCAUCCACUCCCGGGAGUGGGUCACCCAGGCCAGCGCCCUCUGGAUCGCCAACCAGAUCGCCUCCGGCUACGGAUCCGACUCCUCCAUCACCUCCCUGCUGGACAAGAUGGACCUUUUCCUGCUGCCAGUGGCCAACCCUGAUGGCUUUGUGUACACCCACACCUCGAACCGCAUGUGGAGGAAGACGCGCUCCAGGAACGCGGGCAGCAUCUGCUACGGGGUGGAUCCCAACAGGAACUGGGAUGCAGGCUUUGGAGGUCCCGGGGCCAGCAGCAGGCCCUGCUCCGACUCCUACCACGGCCCCAGCGCCGAGUCCGAGGUGGAGGUGAAAUCCGUGGCUGACUUCAUCAGGGACCACGGGAACUUCAAGGCCUUCCUCACCCUCCACAGCUAUUCCCAGCUCCUGAUGUAUCCCUACGGAUACAAGUGCACCAGGCCCGAUGACUACGCCGAGCUGGAAUCCCUGGGAAGAGCCGCUGCCGAUGCCAUCAAAUCCGUGUACGGCACCACCUUCCAAGUGGGGCCCAUCUGCUCCACCAUCUACCAGGCCAGCGGGGGCAGCAUCGACUGGGCCUACGACAUCGGCAUCAAAUAUUCCUUCGCCUUCGAGCUGCGGGACACGGGACGCUACGGAUUCCUUCUCCCCGCCAGCCAGAUCGUCCCCGCCGCCACCGAGACCUGGAUGGGCCUCAGGAAGAUCAUGGAGCACGUCCUGGAAAAGCAGGAAUGA
This is a messenger RNA of Chiroxiphia lanceolata (lance-tailed manakin), 1086 nucleotides long. Its product is annotated as carboxypeptidase A2-like. Gene Ontology annotation, biological process: proteolysis. NCBI's taxonomy places the organism in Eukaryota, Metazoa, Chordata, Aves, Passeriformes, Pipridae. The coding region runs from base 142 to 1086 and encodes 314 amino acids. Gene Ontology annotation, molecular function: metallocarboxypeptidase activity; zinc ion binding. The transcript has 8 exons. The record is from RefSeq and is a predicted model, not a curated record.